CUAUGUUGACAUUUUGAAUCUAUUUAAAUUUAUAUCCAUCCAUUCGCUGAUUAGUGCAUUUGUUGCCCAUACUCUAAAUGGGAGGGUGUUGUUCCUCCCAGGCACAAUGUUGCUUUUGGAAGGCAUCAUGUGGCCUAUGCUGUUUUUGUCUACCACCUAUAAAUGAAUCAACAACUACACGUAUUAUGUAUACCAUCUUAUUUGUUAUUGGUUUCCUGGUUGCCUGUUUUAUGCUGUCACCAAAUUUUGAACAUGCUAUUAUGGAAAAUAUACCAGGGUUCAAUGAGACAUGUUUGGACUUAAAUGCAGGAGCCAACUGUAGCAGGUUAACAGGCUAUAAAGCAGUAUAUAGACUGUGCUUUGGAAUGGUUGUGUUCAGCUUCUUCAUGUGUAUCAUGACACUUUGUGUAUCAUCCAGUGCUCAGUGCAGAGGAGCGUGGCAUAAUGGAUUUUGGUUUUGGAAGUUUUUACUGCUGCUAGGUUGUUGUGCUGGAGGAUUUUUUGUGCCAUCUUUAUACAGUAUAUACUGGAUGUAUUUUGGUAUGGUUGGAGGUUUCAUCUUUAUUUUACUACAGCUCAUUCUCCUGGUUGACUUUUCACACUCCUGGAAUGCUGCAUGGACUGGUCUAAAGAAAAAUGAAAAAAGUUGUGUUGGUUAUUGUGGUACUAUGAUCUGUGCUGGCAUGUUGUAUGCUUUCUGUGUCUUUGGAACUAUCAUGCUGUUUUUUAACUACACCAGUAUGAAUGGAUGUACUCACAAUAAAGUAUUUAUUGGAGUGAAUGUUGGACUCUGUAUUCUGUUAUCUUUUGUUACUAUGUUACCAGUGGCAACCAAAUACAAUAAAAACAACAGUCUUCUACAAGCAUCUGUCAUAAGUACAUAUGUGAUGUAUUUGACCUGGUCAGCACUGUCUAGUGAACCUCCUGAAGAGAUUACCAUGAUAUUAGAAACAGUCAGGACUAGAGUAUUAGAAUCUAUGCGACAAAUAGAUCCAUCAAACACUGGUUCUGCACCUUCGGAUAACGAACUUCUCAGGAAGAUGGACCAUGCUUCUGGACCACAAGACAGUUUUCAUGUUAUGACUAAUACUACAAAGAUAAUGUGUCGGCCUAAACCAUCAUUUGCCUAUAGUGAAAUGGUAUCAGCCUAUGCUGGACUAGUGAUUACAUUUAUCAUGGCGGUGUAUGCAAGUUUAACAUCUUCAAGAGAGUCCCACAAAUUUGGGAUCAGAAGGGGAUCAAGAAACAAUAUACUGGAACCAAGACAUGAAAAUUGUAGUUGUUGUCCAGUCAGUCAAAGACACAACCCAACUGAGAAAGGGGGCCAACCUGUUAGCUAUAAUGAAAACAAUGGUACAUCCUACAACUACGCAUUCUUCCACUUAGUGUUCUGUUUAGCUAGCCUUUAUGUCAUGAUGCAGCUCACAAACUGGUACAGGCCUGCUGAAUCUGACAUAAAUAAGUUUGGCCUAAAUUGGUCAGCAGUAUGGGUAAAGAUGGGAUCAAGUUGGACAUGUGUUAUUGUAUACCUGUGGGUAUUGUUUUGUCGUAGGUGUUGUCCAUGUUGUAGAGAUCUAUCAUUUCCCAGGGAUGAAGAUCCGGAGAUCGAGGUAGGAGAGUCAGCAAGUCUCAACCAAACUACUGAGGCAAUCACGUCCAGAGAAUCAGUUCUUUGAAUUUAGUUAUUUUCUAAUUAUUUGUUACGUCUCAGAAAUAUAAUUAUAUAUUUUUCUUAUUAGUACUUUUUUCAUUUUAUAUAGUGUUAUUGUUUUUGUAUACUUCAUGUUUUUACCAUGUUUAUAAUUGUUGUUUUUGUAUCUUUUUUUGGAAAGAAAAUUUAGUAGCACUAGUUAAUUUAUUAAAACUUGAUUAUCAUUCAAUAGGGUAUAGGUAUGUCCUGAUACCAGCUGACAAUUCCUGAAUCGUUUGUCAAAUAAAUCAACAAUGUUCUUUUUCUCUUUUGGCAAACGUAUAUUAAAUAUGAUCUGUUUGUUGAAGGCCAAAUCCCCCAAUGGAAAAAUGAAAUAACUACACAAUCUAUGUUUGUAUAUUUUUCAUGUAAACCUUUCUCAGGCUAACCUAUUUAAGAUGGUUGAGGUCAAAACAGAAUUAAUUAUGCAGACAAAUCAGGUUUAAAUCAUAAUAUUUUAUAUUUUAUGAAAUAUAUAUAUAUAUAAUCAAUUUUUAUGUAUGUUUUUAUCUUAAACUUACAAUAAACCAUGGAGGUAUAUAAAUAUUGUCUUUAUGAUUGUAUUAUUUAUGUUGUAUGUACAAUCCCUUUAUUAGUAUUGAACAAAACCCCAAUAGAAAUGCAAAUCUUUUUGCCACAAAUAAGUUUUAGUACUUUUUUGUUUUUAUCAGUUGUAUUGUUUAAUUUCAAAAGGUACAAAGAAUUUUUUUAUGAAAUUAAUCUGAAAUUUACAUUUUUUCCACAUGAAAAUUAACUAUAUAAUUUAUAAAAGAAUUGUUUUCACAUGGGUGUUAUUUAAAAUUUACAGGAAAUUUUAUUUAGUAAUUUCACCUUAAUUGUUUAACUAACACUAAAAUUCAUGUUGUAUUUUGAUAUAAACAUGCAUAAUAUUUAAUAUAAAAAGUGUCCUUUUGUUGUGAAAUUUUUCUGUGUUUUUAACAUAAAGUUCUCUCUUUGAAUAAAUUUUAAUUGAUAUAGUAAUUCGGUUUGAAUGAAAUGUAUAUAAAGAGAAAUUUCCUCAAAAUAAGUGCCAUACUAAUUGGUUUAUAUUUUUCUAGGCUGGAGGCAACCACAUGUUAAUUUGUUUCAAUAUUUUUAUCAUGUACAAUGUAAAACAUUUUUAUAAAACCUUUUUCUGUGAAUAGAAUGUUUCUUUAUUUUCCAUCCAAGAAAGAAUUUCAUGAAUUAUAUAAAAUAAAAGGGCAUUGUAAAUCCAGAAGUAAAUACAAUGUUUUUAUUGAAGUGAAAAAUGCAACAGGAUGAAUGUUUAAAACAUUUAAACUCAAAUUGUAAUUUUGUUUUUGUAAUAGUCUACUACAACAUCUGGAGGAACCACAUUUACUUAUCUUGCAUUCUCAUCAUUAUAUAUAAAUGAAGGUUGAUAAUAAUUCAAUGCCAAAUGCAAUAGGUAUUUCUAGGUAAAUGUCAGCUAACUACCCCAAAUGAUUCUUUGAUUAUUUGAUAGAAAACGUUACAGUACUUGCACAGAGUACCCAAUUUGCACCCAUUUUGCAUAAAAAGCGACAGAUAUCUUAUAGGAUUUCUUAGACGCUAAACAAUUCAUCUUUUUAUCAUUUAUUAUUAUGCAUGUGUUUCAACAAAGUUAAAUAUUCUAAAAACUGCUCAAAACAGUCAUAUUAUAUAUCAACAGAUGAAGUCUCUCGUGAAAAUAGUAAAAUUUACGAAAACAAUAAAUGCAACGUCUACAAAAAGUCAGCUUUUAAAAUUGAGAGAUUAAAAUGUGUCGCAGAAAUCCAUUUCAUACAAAAUGCAUAAUUGGCAUGGACUAUUAUCAAAUUGUUAACAAAAUUUGUAGAAAUAAAACAAAACAUCAGUUGUUAGGUUGUUAGAUUUUUAUGGAUGUGUAGUUGAGCAUGGGUACAAUUUAGGUACAUAAUCUUGGAUCAUUUGGAGGUUGGUUCAAAUCAAUUGUAUAUGAUUCAGUAUGGAUUCAAAUCAAGUUUGUGGACCUAUAUAGUAGAUAAAUGAUGGUGAAAAACCUUUCAAAAUAGGUGCAAUUUAGGUACCGUCACAUUACACUUACAGUGUUUAUGCCAUACCUCUGAAAAUGUGUCAUUGGGCAUUACAACAUGAUAGUGGUACUUAACAAAUCUUGAACUUUAUCAUAUUUUUGUUUUUAUUAUAAUGCAGUCAGUACUAAACAAAAUGUUUGUUAAAUGUUUUGUACUAACUGAUUCCAGUACAUUUAAUGAUGGUAAAUUUCAAGAUUAAUAGACAAACAUCUAAUUGCCAGUAAUAUUAAGUUUUAGUGUAUUAUAUGCAUAAAUGUUUAUGUAUUUUAUAUCCUCUGUUUUAUCUGUAGUCAUUCCUUGGUAAAAUAUUCAGUAUUCUGUUUAUUUAUUUAUGAUAUUUAUAUUUAAUUUGUUUUAUCAUAAUAUUACAGCCAUAUUGUUUAAUAAUUUUUUAUAGAAGUUUUUUUAAUGUUUUUUUAAUAUGGUGUUUGGUAUUAUUAUGAAGUUGCUCAAACUUUCUAUGUGUUAGAGGUUUCACAACGAGUGAGAAUUGGAUAUCUCUUGAUAUCAACUCAAGCCAUUUAAUUUCAAUGUAAUAAUAAACGACCCUUUGGGGAGUUGAUAUAUUUAUUGAAGUUAAAAAACAAGGGUUGAUAUCAAGCCAUAUCCAAUUCUCACGAGUUCCUAUUUCCCUUAUGGUAAAAAUUCUCUUUGUUCUGGUGAAAGGUUUUUGAUUGCACAUGCUUCUCUUCAAAUGUUAGUUUGCUUAUGGUAUUGAGAAUAUUUUGUUCUUGAACGAGACUAUUGUUAACAUCAGAAGUUUCCAAGCAUUUUGGACGUUUCAUAAUGGAACUAAAUUUGAAGAAAAAAAUACUUUCAGAAGAAACAUGCGAGUGUUUUGUAUAUUAUUGAAGAAAUCACUAAUCUCCAUUGACAAUGGGGAGAUGUAACCUUUGAAAGUCAUCAUUUACCUUACAAAUAGCCAAUGAAAAUGUUUCAAUUUUGUAACAUUUAACAGAAUAAAUGAAUAUUUCUUAUCACUUAUUCAUAUCACACUCUUUUCACUGUGAUGAGAGAAAUAUCAUUUGGGAAAUAGAUAAAACAUCACUGCCAUAAGGGAAAACAAUUUAGUUGUUAAAUUCCUCUUGCUAAAUUCUUUUUUAUUUGGUUAAACAGAAUUGUGUACAGUUGAAAAAUUAAUUUACCAUUUUUCCUUUCUUAUGUUCUGACUUUCCCACAUCUCUUAGUGUUGUAAUAUUUUGAUAGAUAAUAAUAAUAAUAGAACAGAUGGCUAUCUUUUUAAGGAUCAGUUAUAUUUAGUAUUAAACUCGUCACAGGGUAGACGGUUAUAAAUGUUGUUCCAUAAAAUCAUACAUGGGACCCAGGGAAGGCACUUUGAAAUCUAAACCAUGUAUGGGUGUUAAUGACUAUUUUGUAAAGUGAAAAUGACAGAAAUAUAUUAUAAAAUUGCUUGUAUAGAUGAUUAUCCCAUUUUCAAAGUGCAUUCCCUGGGUACCUUGUAUGUUUUAAUGGAAUAGCCCUGAGCAACAACUCUGACUUUACAUUUUUGUUGCUUAACCUAUUCUUAUAGUCUUUGUAUAUAAAGCAUUUAGUUUUUGUUGAAUGAAUUCUGUUUUAGACAGAUUUACCAUUGUAUUAUAGAUUAUAUAUGAUUACCAAUGCAAUGAAUCUCACUUAUUGAUCAAGGUUGUACAGUUUUAAAGAUCUAUUGGGACCAAACUUAUGUUACAGUACCAAGUUUUAUUUAAAGAGGGAAUCUUCUGUGUAUAUAUAUAUAUAUAUAUAUACCUGUACAUAAAAAUGAGAAUGCUUUUUCUGACAAGAUUUUUAAUCAAACUUAAGGCUUUUGCUUGAAAGUAAUUUCAUAAUGUAGUUUUCUGCAUGAACACAAACAAUGGCGGUUGUAUAAUGGUAUCUAUCUGAUCUCAGAAAAUUUAUUUCAAAAUGCUAUAUUGUCAAUAGACAUACUGUUGUUUUUAUUGUUUCCAGCAUAUAAGGGACUCAAAGGGGUUCUAUAUCCAACUUUUAAAAUUAAACUUUUUUAAUAACACUUUUUUUUUUAUCUAUUUAAGUUUUUGAUGAAAUUCUAUCUCCCUGUUUUGCUAUCUUAUGACCUGGGUCUGUUUGUUCUAAAAUUGAACAGUUGGUCACAUGAGGAAACCUAAGCUCAAAUAAUAAUAUAUAUUGCAAAUAUAUUUCCAUCAAGUGUAGAUGUGCUUCUUCAAUUUUUUUGGAAGAAAAUCAUUUUUUACGCAUAUUCUAAAGCUCUUGACAUUUUUAAGACACAAGGAGUUGUCCCAACAACAAAUUACUGUGUGGAGCAAUGAACUUUGUUAAUACUUGCUUGUAAUAAACACAUUUUCAAUCUUCCCUUGUCAACAUAUUGUUUUCAUAUCUGAAUGGAUGUUGUAUUUCUGCAACAAUGUAUGUUUUUUUUCUGUAAAUUGACUUAGGACAUCACUUUAAUAAUAUUGAAAAAGUGAUGUGCAGUAUGAAUAAUCUGAUGCAUAAAAAAUAAAACUGUAAAUUAUUUAAAUAGAUUAUAAAAAUCCUUGUACCCAUGCACAAAAACAUGGGUGGGUAGAAAACAAGCUUAAGUCGAUCUGUAUAAGAUUUCACGUCAUUCUAAUAUUAUAGAUAUUAUGAUUUAUUUUUCCUCAAUAUUCUUGGUUCAAAAAUUGUCUUUCCAUUACAAUUUGAUGGCUUUUAUUUGAUUGUAAGGUCUGAACAUAGGAAAGGCAGAACUUUGAUAUGUAUUUAAUCAACCCAAAAAUUGAUGAUGGAUAACAAAACUGGGAGAUAGUUUUAUCCCUCAAACAAUGUGAAUUAAUUUUUUAUCGGACAUCAAUAUUAUGAUGUUGUCCCUUAGAUAAGAAAGUUUAGAAGUUGUUUACCAUUACCUUCUUAAGGCCAUACCAUCACUUUAACCUUUCCUUUUUCAAUACGUGUAUGAUACAUCUAAUAAAUGUUUUUUGUUGUCUUACAAACUCAAAUCCUUUUUUAUAGUAAAGAUGUCUCCCAAGGUAUUUCGGACCAAUAUUACUAUUAUAUUUAGGUUUUAAGACCAUCAAAAUAUCAGAAUGAUUUAAAAAAUAUCACCAUCAAUCAGUUUAGUUUUCGAAAUGACAAUUUGUUUCUCUAGGUUUUUUCAGAUAACUGGAUUCCCGUACAAAUGAGCAACUGGAACCAGUCUUUAAUUAAAAAUGUCAGUGAUAUGUCUAAUUAUAGGUUGUAAAUACAGGCAUUUUUAGUUUGUUUUUUCUAAGGGAUGGAUACCCUAUUUAAUCUUGCCAUGUUUCAUUUUCCCCUUAAAUAUUUUUUUUAAUUUGUACAUAGAAUUUUACAUAAAUUUAUUUUUUAAUAACAUAAAACUGGAAACAAAUAGAAUACAAUCACAGUAUUUUGAUGGGUCAAUAAAUGACUAUCUGAAAGUAUAUACUGGCUUGAGGGCGCAGUCUGAAAGUUAAUUUACUUUCAUGGGUCAAUGAAAAAAUGUAUUGGCCCAAUCAAAAAGCUAAAACUGUUUUAUUAUAACAUCAUAUAAUUCAAAAGCUUUGACUUACCUUUCAAAUUUGUUUUAGUCCAUUUCAGUUCUCUUUUCUGUUAAGUUGAAUGUUGGUCAAAACACCACACCCACAACUACCCAUCUCCGACUCUGGCACAAUAAAGAUUAUUAGUUUAUUACAUAUGAGGUAUUAAUUAUUAUCAUGAAAUGUAUUUUUAAAUACGAUUAAGGUUUAGACAAUUUGAGAGAAUUUUAAGCCUUAUAUGGAUGACCUCAGAACAGAAGGUUAAUAUGUUACUUUUUCUUUUGCAUUACUUCAUAUGUGUUACAUAAAAACUGGUACAAGAAUAUUUAUUCUUUAUAACCCCUCAUUAGGCAACAUAACUUGCACUGCAUUGAUAACAAUAGCCCUUUAUUGUUGAAUUGGCUAUAAUUUGAUUGUACUUAUAUUGUGCUGUGUAUUAGAUAAUCAUUUACAUUUUUGUUAAGUCUCUAUUCACAUACAUGUGCAAUAUUGAGAGAGGUGCUGUAGAAAUCAUCAUGAAGAAUGUGUGAAAAUCAUUAGUAAUCAAUCAUAAAACAUGUGAUGUAUUAUGCAGGUUUAAAAUCAGAUGUUACUUUUACUGUCAUGGUUCAGAUAAUUAUGUUAAAAGAUAUGCAGGGCUUGAUUGUGCAAAAUUUUAUAAAUCAAUUUAUUAUUGUCUUUAAGGAAUUAUUAUCAUUUUAAAUAUUCUUCAUAUUUUAAUGCACAUAGCAUUUGUGUUGUGGAAAGAAAAAGAGCAAGCAGCUGAUGGUGAUGAAGUAUUAUUUUAAUAGAGUUAAUUGACAGUUCUGUCUUGAAUAAAAAAACAUGCUAAAAGAAAAUGUUGAUUUAUUGUAAACUCUAGUGUGUACUAUAGAACAACAGUUUUUGAAUACAAAUUGCAUCAUUUAAUGAAAUUUAUUAUAUUUAUAUAUUCUGUACUAUUGUACAAAUUAAUUUUCCAAUUAUUUAUGUUCUAACAAACACUUUUCAUUCAGUGAAUCUCUUUUUAACUGGACAAUUAAUAGUAAACAAUUUGUCUUCUACUAUCAUAGCUGUUGGUAUCAACAAAAUGGCAAAUAAAAAUUGGCUACAAAAAAAAUGAAUUGAAUCAAUGAAAUUCAAAGUUUACUCAGUAUAAAGAGGUUAACUGUAUUAUUAUAAUUUGCCUUAAUCAAAAUUCUGUGCCUUCAGGUUGUAAUCAUAGUUAUAACAGAUUUUCUCCUAUUUUGUAUUUUAAAUUUAGUUUAUUAUGCAAUAAAAAUUGAUUCUUUUUAA
Mytilus californianus (California mussel) is the source of this 8489-nucleotide messenger RNA. Its product is annotated as serine incorporator 5-like. Bases 78 to 1676 code for a protein of 532 amino acids. The transcript is spliced from 12 exons. Lineage: Eukaryota; Metazoa; Mollusca; Bivalvia; Mytilida; Mytilidae. Gene Ontology annotation, cellular component: membrane. The record is from RefSeq and is a predicted model, not a curated record.